GUGGAGACAGCUGGAGAAAGUGCCGAUCCCCGAUGCGAAGCGAGCGAGCGAUAUCGCCAAUCAAAAAGUUUCGAGAUCGCAGAGGUGUGGUUCAUAAUCUGGCCGUGCUUCUCCUCGCCCAAAGCUUCAUAUAGAGCGCAACACACUCGAAAUCGGAGAUUUGUACUGGUACUGCAGGGCAUUGGAUCGCAUUGCAGCUUCCACACCAUUCAGCUGGGUUUGAUUGCUUCACAAUUGUUUCUCAUUCCUUCGUGGCUUGGGAUAUAUCAACAUCAACAUGUUGCUCCCACAGCUCAGAACCAGGGCGAAUGCCUCACUUCUCACCUCGAGAAGAACUUCACAAUACAUACGUUCAAUAUCCUCCACAACCUCUCUCCGCAAUGACGAACCCAAACUCAAUAAAGUCUCCGCCGCCAUCACACAACCCAAGUCCCAGGGAGCAUCACAAGCUAUGCUGUACGCUACCGGUCUGACAGACGAAAGGCGGAAUAAGGCACAAGUAGGGAUCUCGUCUGUGUGGUACACAGGAAAUCCAUGUAAUAUGCAUCUGUUGGAUCUCAACCACCGAGUGAAAGAGGGUGUGGAGAGGGCUGGCUUGGUCGGAUAUCAAUUCAAUACCAUUGGAGUCUCGGACGGUAUUUCCAUGGGUACAAAAGGUAUGCGGUAUUCUCUUCAAUCGAGAGAUUUGAUCGCCGAUAGUAUCGAAACUGUGAUGGGCGGUCAAUGGUAUGAUGCCAAUAUCUCCAUUCCUGGAUGCGACAAGAAUAUGCCUGGAGUCAUGAUGGCCAUGGGACGAGUCAAUCGUCCUUCUCUGAUGGUCUACGGUGGUUCGAUCAAGCCUGGCUGCUCUGUUACACAGAACAACGCCCCGAUUGAUAUCGUGUCUGCCUUCCAAGCAUACGGUCAGUUCAUUACUGGCGAGAUCACAGAAGAAGUCCGAGACGAUAUCAUCCACCACGCCUGCCCCGGUGAAGGAGCAUGCGGAGGCAUGUACACAGCAAAUACCAUGGCCACAGCUAUCGAAGUAAUGGGAAUGUCCCUCCCUGGCUCAUCAUCCAACCCCGCCCAGUCUCAAGCCAAAUACCUCGAAUGUCUCGCUGCAGGAGGUGCUAUCAAGGUCCUCCUUCAAGAAGAUAUCCGCCCCCGCGACAUCAUGACACGCCAAGCAUUCGAGAACGCCAUGGUCGUUGUCAACAUCACUGGUGGUUCAACCAAUGCCGUCCUCCAUCUCAUCGCCAUCGCAGACAGCGUCGGCGUGAAACUCACAAUCGAAGACUUCCAAGCCGUAUCAGACCGCACACCCUUCCUCGCAGACCUUAAGCCUUCCGGGAAAUACGUUAUGAACGAUCUCUUCAAUAUCGGCGGAACCCCUUCCCUUCUGAAAUUCCUCCUCAAAGAAGGCGUCAUCGACGGCUCAGGCAUGACCGUCACCGGCCAAACACUCGCCAAGAACCUCGAAUCCGCACCCGACUUCCCCUCCGACCAAGAUAUCAUCCGCCCCUUCUCAUCCCCUAUCAAAGAGACCGGACACAUCCAAAUCCUCCGCGGGUCCCUCGCCCCAGGCGGCUCUGUCGGUAAGAUCACCGGCAAGGAAGGUCUCCGCUUCGUCGGAAAGGCGAAAUGCUAUGACGCCGAAGACGACUUCAUCGCUGCUCUCGAGAGAGGCGAGAUCAAGAAGGGAGAGAAGACAGUCGUUGUCAUCCGUUACGAAGGACCUAAAGGUGGCCCUGGAAUGCCAGAGAUGCUCAAGCCCUCCUCAGCCAUCAUGGGUGCCGGUCUCGGUAAAGACGUAGCGCUCAUCACAGACGGACGCUUCAGCGGCGGAUCGCACGGGUUUCUGAUCGGACACAUCGUCCCUGAAGCGCAGGAGGGAGGACCGAUCGGUUUGGUUAGAGACGGUGAUGAGGUUGUUAUUGAUGCGGAGACGAAGGUGCUGGAUUUGAUGGUCGAUGAGGAGGAGUUGGUUAAGCGGAGGAAGGAGUUUGUCCCGAAGCCGGCGAAGUAUACAAAGGGCACGUUAGCCAAGUAUGCGAGGUGCGUGAGUGAUGCUAGUCAUGGGUGUAUUACCGAUGGGGAGUUUGUUGCUGCGUAGGGAGAUUUUACCACCAGUAGUGCAAUGAAGGCAGGUAGUGGUUUUUCGGAAGAGUGGUUUCGAAGGAGGAAAAUGUACUGUAUUUUUCAGCUUUUAUCUGGAAUCGGAAAUGGAAUCCAAAAAGUCUUCGAGUUACUUGUCUGCUUGACUACAUCAUCGCACUCUUGGCUGAGUGUCAUACAAUUGUGAUUUCUCCAACAUCAAUGCUACUUCCAGCUACGAGUUCAAUCGUCGCAUAUACCUGGCAUAAGAGAGUGGGGAAAGAAAUACAUCUUGUGAAUUACCAGCCAAGGUAAAUUUGUUGUCCAAGAAAUCUGAUCAUCUCUUGGGCAGCUCGCUUAUUAUGUUGAUUUCCCCCGAAUCGGCAGACUAGGG
Cadophora gregata is the source of this 2467-nucleotide messenger RNA. RefSeq names its product dihydroxy-acid dehydratase ilv3 (gene ILV3). The transcript has 2 exons. The record is from RefSeq and is a predicted model, not a curated record. Lineage: Eukaryota; Fungi; Ascomycota; Leotiomycetes; Helotiales; Ploettnerulaceae. Bases 278 to 2092 code for a protein of 604 amino acids. Gene Ontology annotation, molecular function: dihydroxy-acid dehydratase activity. Gene Ontology annotation, cellular component: mitochondrion. Gene Ontology annotation, biological process: branched-chain amino acid biosynthetic process.